Messenger RNA from Salmo salar (Atlantic salmon), 3944 nucleotides. RefSeq names its product ATP-dependent zinc metalloprotease YME1L1. Gene Ontology annotation, biological process: protein quality control for misfolded or incompletely synthesized proteins; mitochondrion organization. NCBI's taxonomy places the organism in Eukaryota, Metazoa, Chordata, Actinopteri, Salmoniformes, Salmonidae. Gene Ontology annotation, cellular component: mitochondrial inner membrane. Gene Ontology annotation, molecular function: ATP hydrolysis activity; ATP binding; metalloendopeptidase activity. The record is from RefSeq and is a predicted model, not a curated record.
UAAUUUCUUCCAGACGUGGGUCACGUAACGUUGUUGACCUUUGAGAAGCCAUUUUCAUCAGAAAGUACCUAGUUGAGUCACAGGAGAGAAAAAAAGGACAGUGCCCAGGAGGAGUUGGUAUAUUCAGUAACAUUGAGGGUCUGUCUUGACAUACCAACCCUCAAGUUGCUGUGAUAAUGUUUUCCUUCUCGACGACGUUCCAGCCACAGGUAACAAGUCAACUCAUUAGCCAACUCAUCAGUGCCCUUCAUUCCCUGAAGAAUUCAGCCAGCUCCACGGUAACAGCUUCUGUCCAGGGUCUGCAAAAAGAUGUCACACCAGAGCAGGACCCGCUGCUCACAGAGCCCUCUGUGAACCUGAGGGACCUGGGGCUGUCAGACCUGAGGGUGGGUCAGUUGGAUGAGCUGCUCAACAGGUUACUGCCAUCACUGGGCUCGGAAGACGGCCCAGCCACCUCAAGAUGGAGGACGUCCCAUGUCUCCACAGAAUCUUUUUUCCACAACAAACAUGGGUUGUCAAACACAAAGUUGGGUGUUUUUGGAUCGCCAAUGUUCCACAGACCAAACCAGAGUCCUCUACAAGUCGUCUGUUCAGAGCUCCAAUGCUGGCCUGUAAGGGUCCAGAACCGAGGCUUCAAGACUCUGAGGAAGAGCAGACGCGUGCAGUCUGGUUAUGCGGGGCCUGCGGAACCGGAGGGAUACACCACAACCUUCAUGAAGGGUCUCCUCCUGAGACCAGACAAGGCCCCGGAGGCAGAGAGUCUGGACCAAGUGGUAAAGCUGAAGAACCUGCCAGGUGACCAACAAGAUUCUUUCAAGUCUGGCUUCACAGAGGGCUUCAUGAAGUCCCAGGCCUUCACUCAGAGGACACAAGACUCACUAAGGAGGACCAGGCUGAUUCUAUUGGUCCUCCUCCUCGUGGGAAUCUACGGCCUGUCAAGAACCCCGUUUCUCUCGGGUAAAGGCUCCUUUUCUGAUGCUGUGAGGUUCCGCACCACAUCAGGCCUGGACUCGCAAGUGGACCCAGUCCAGGUGAAGAGUGUGACGUUUGAGCACGUCAAGGGGGCGGAGGAGGCCAAGAACGAACUGCAGGACGUGGUCGAGUUCCUCAAGAACCCCCAGAAGUUCACUGUGCUGGGAGGGAAGCUGCCUAAAGGCAUCCUCCUGAUCGGCCCCCCAGGCACAGGGAAGACACUCCUGGCUCGGGCUGUAGCCGGAGAGGCCGACGUCCCCUUCUUCUACGCCUCGGGAUCUGAAUUUGACGAAAUGUUUGUUGGUGUUGGAGCUAGCCGCAUCAGGAACCUCUUCAAAGAGGCAAAAGCCAAUGCACCUUGUGUUAUCUUCAUUGAUGAGCUUGACAGUGUGGGGGGAAAGCGGAUUGAGUCUCCAAUGCACCCCUACUCCAGACAGACCAUCAACCAGCUACUGGCAGAGAUGGAUGGGUUCAAACCAAAUGAAGGGGUCAUCGUUAUUGGCGCUACAAACUUUGCAGAGGCUUUGGAUAAUGCGCUGGUAAGACCAGGGAGGUUUGACAUGCAGGUGACUGUCCCUCGGCCCGACGUGAAAGGACGCACGGAGAUCCUCAACUGGUACCUUCAGAAGAUCAAAGUGGAUCCUAACGUGAACGCAGAAAUCAUUGCUAGGGGGACGGUGGGGUUCACUGGGGCGGAGCUGGAGAACCUGGUGAACCAGGCGGCCCUGAAGGCAGCGGUGGAUGGCCUGGACCUGGUCACCAUGAAGGAACUGGAGUUCUCCAAGGAUAAGAUUCUCAUGGGUCCUGAGCGCAAGAGUGUGGAAAUCGAUAAGAAGAACAAGCAAAUCACAGCCUACCAUGAGUCAGGCCACGCCAUUGUGGCGUAUUACACAAAAGAUGCCAUGCCCAUUAACAAGGCCACCAUCAUGCCCCGAGGACCCACUCUCGGCCAUGUGUCCAUGCUCCCAGAGAAUGACCGAUGGAGCGAGACACGUGCUCAGCUCCUGGCCCAGAUGGACGUCAGCAUGGGCGGCCGCGUGGCCGAGGAACUCAUCUUCGGCGACGAUUACAUCACAACCGGAGCAUCAAGUGACUUCGACGGGGCAACUAAAAUAGCCAAGAUGAUGGUGACCAGGUUCGGAAUGAGUGACAAGCUUGGUGUCAUGACCUAUGCUGACCUGACUAAACAGAGCCCUGAGACUCAGGCUGCCAUCGAAAAGGAAGUGAGGGUCCUGCUCAAGGACUCGUAUGAGCGAGCCAAAAACCUCUUGAAGACAUACAGUGACGAGCACAAGACGCUGGCUGAGGCUCUGCUAACGUACGAAACGCUGGACGCCAAAGAGAUCAAGCUGGUCCUAGAGGGCAAGUCCCUGGACCCUAGAUGACUCUGUGGCUGAGUCAGUUAGACAUCAGGGUUGGGUUUAAUUCUAGUUAAUUCAGAAAGUAAACCAAAUUCUAAUUCCACAUUUUUUUUUUCCUCAAUGAAAAGCAUUGACAAGAAUUAGAAUUUCAGUGUACUUCUUGAAUUAACUGGAAUUAAAAUGGAAUUGACCCAAACCUUGUUGGACAAAUUAUAUGUAUUAUAUAAAUAUGAAAAUGUGCAAUGGAGUGGAGGCCUUUGUAGUAUUUUCUCUUUCUCAAUGUAAAUGACACACUGAAUUUGUGUUUUAGCCAAAAAUCACAUUUUAUUUUAUCCAUCUUGAUUUUGACACCUCAAAGACAUUAAUGUUGGGCAGACAUUCCCAUAUGGCAGCUUGGUCAACAGAGACAAACGCCUGUCGAUAGAUUAUUUUUAACACCCCAAACUCAGUGCCCCCCUUCUGUUGCCAUUUAUUUGAGAAAUAUUGUCCUCAUGCCCCCCCCCACACACUUGCAGUCUGAGAUUGUGAGUUCGCCCCCUUUAAAAGUGUAAGUUGUUUCAAUCAAGAAAGUGCUGUAGCAGUUUUGGGCAUGGAAGCCUCAUGCAUUUGAUAUGUUAUCAAAGUUAUGAGAGGGGAAAAAUGGUUGCUAUUGGUCGCAGUCAAGAAUGUAGUGGUGGGCGAACUCUGAUCGCAGUGAGUAAAGUAACGCUCCCUAUACUUUCAAUGCAUUCUUCCGCAAAAGGUGGGUAAAUGCUUGGCCAAAAUAAAAAGGUGCCUAAACUGCGUUCACCCUCCACUACACCACUAGUUGCAGAUCUUAUCCUACUAGACCUAUAGCCUUUUCACUGCAGAAUAUUAGUGGUAUUAAAAACCCAUAUGUUUUGUGGUAGGUGGUAUCAUUAAAGUGACAAUCGGCAGUUGAAACGACCAAGCAUCGCCCCUGUUUUAGUAAAAAGCUGAGGGAUGGGGCUGAAGUGUAACUGCUCCAAUUCAUAGAGCUAUGGAUGCAAGGACUGACCAUCCCAUUGUAUCAAAAUUCUACUUUAAACAAUGUUAUCAGCCUAUAGUGUUUGUUUACAUUUACUUUGGUUACAAACAUUGGAGUUAAACCCGCUUAUGUUUUGGGUUCUGACACGGUAUGACUGUUGAACUAAGCUCACAAAGCAUUUAGAAGCUAAAUUCUUCAAGAAUGAAUGGGUACGUAUAAUUAAUUUAAAAGUCCAAAAAACUGCAGAUUGUCCCUUAAAAAUGUGUUUAAAAAAAUAAACUUUCAUAUACAUAUAGAAUGUAAAUACAGAAUGGCUGUAACAGUGUUCUGACCCCUUUAUGAUGCCUCAGUGAAAUGUGGAACUGCUAUGGUUGACUCUCUGAAUGUGAAGUAAUUCAUCUGCAUUCACUUUAUGUAGUUUUCAUUUAUGUAUGUACCCAAAGUGUGCCAGAUUUGCCCUCUUCAGCUGUUUUAGGCCCACGUGCCCUCUUCUGAGCCCAAUAUGUAAAGGAAAUAUGAAGGGGGCUGUGUAUAUAUGUGUGUGUAAGGUAGAUAUACUUCAUCUCUUUCUCGUCAUUGUAAAUGGAUCUUGUGGAUGUUGAAUAAAAGUUAUUCUAAAAUCA